Messenger RNA from Prorocentrum cordatum, 1603 nucleotides. The record is from the annotation of a GenBank genome assembly. Lineage: Eukaryota; Dinophyceae; Prorocentrales; Prorocentraceae.
CUUUUAUGAAUCCUAUGACGAGCAGUGGUUGUUUGUAGAAGCCUAUUGUAAACAACGGUUGCUGCAGUAUGCACUGGCACUGCGGUGUGCAUGGGCGACGUGGUGCUGCAAUGCACGCGGCUGUUGUGGUGUAUCAAGAGGCCCCCAAGAGAGCUCCGUAGCCAUUUUGGUCGAAGCCGUUUUGGCUCGACGCAGGACCAUCGUCCCUAAUCCAUAUCAGGUUGACAGACCAGGACCUUCGCAAUCCUUCCGCACCUAGUAGGCACCAUGGUCGGAGAAAGCUUCCCAGUUCUUCCAGCUUGGUUCUUCUACAUCUACCACGUCAUCGGUGGUUGGAUCAUUGGGCGUACCGUUACAUUUUGUCCACACCCGAUCCCAGUCCUGACUGUGUUCUUUGGUAUCCAGGGUCUGAUCGAACAUUAUGCUGACAAGUUCCCCACAGUUGCAAAGUUGAACGCACCAUUAACACUGGUGCUCCUGGGGUUCCUCGGCUAUUGGUUGUACACUCUGUUCGCCAUCAGCACAGCACCGCAUUGGGUUCUUUGGGCCGCCAUCGCCAUCUAUCUUGCCGUUGUGGGUAUCGCAAAGACUAUGGAGCUUGGAUUUCCGAAGGACACAGUUGAAGAGCAGGUUUCGGCCCUCAAGGACCCGAACUACAACUUUCUGGCACUUUUGGCUCCACAACUUCUUCACGGCUUUCUUCCUCUUCCUAUCGGCCACUUGCCCAGGCGUCUUCCCGAAGGAUGCAUUGAUUGACUUUGGCGGGACGGCUCUUGCAGAGGUACGCGAAGAAGAUACGGAGCUCCCCUCGGCACACAUGGUUGUGUUGUUCGGUGUAUGCCUCAUGUCCUUUGCCGUGGGCGUCGGGAUCGGAGGCCGAUGGUGCCUUCGGCGUGACGUCGCACAGGUCGAUGCCACUUCUCUUCUUGUAGCGUGAUUCGUCGAGGCGAGCGUCACUGUUGUCAGGUGCGCCUGGCGACGGGGGCUGGGUUCCCCGCCCCAGCUGCCCCUCCCCCGCAACGUUCCCCCUCGAGCCCUGCUCCCCGCCGCGACGCUCUGAGCGGCCGCCGUGCGCCCUGGGGCGCGGCGCAGCGCCGAGGCCAGAAGAAAGCAGAGGCCCCCCAAGAGAGCGCAGGCACGGGCUUCCGAGACCACCUUCCGGCAUGCAGGGGGGCUUCCAGCCGGGAGCUCCGGCUCGGCGCGUCUCGCUCCGCUGGCUCUGGCCCGCCGCGCUGCGGCGCGACGCGCUGUCCACUUCCCGGUUCCCAGGCGUCCACGUCCCGAGCCUCUCCCAGCCUCCUGCCCCGCGGAGCGGAGCGACGUGGCAUCCGCUCGCGAGGGGGCAGCGCGUCGCGGGGGCCGCCGCGGCGACACGCGAUGCAAAAGGUCCUGACCCUACACGGGAGACUUGGGCCUCCCACCACGCUCCCGAGGCCUCUCGAAAGGUCACGCGAGGGGAAACCAGACCGCCCGGGAGCGUUGGUGCCGCCUGGGGCUGGCGGCCGGGGCCCCUAACGAGCAUCUGCAGUGUUCAAGGCAGAUGCCCUCGAAGGGGCCUGGGGACACCCCACCCAGCGCCUACGGUGGCGGAUAGGGGGCCGUU